CUGGCAUGAAUCUCUUACCUGGUGGGGGACUAAUUCCACUUUUAGCAAACUGGAGGUCGUUGAGAGGACAGUGUGGGAGACUCAUUGCAGAUUCCUGUCUUGUUCCUGAUGCGUGAAUAAUUGAAGAUUGCUCCUGCAGUACUUUUGGACAUUCAUCUGGGAGCAGAAAAAGAAGAAAUACUGGAAGAGGAAAAGGAGAACAGGGGAAAAAGAACAGCCCUGGAAUUGUUCAGGGCCUUGAAAGUGAUGGGCAAGCAAUAUAUGUGAAAAUACUACUGUCAUCAGGAAGAAUGCAAACAACUUAAAAUGGUGAUGCAUGGUGACAGGCAUGGCACAGACCCCUCAAAUACAGGAUAGUGUGUCAUUGUAGAGGAGAAUGAUCAAGUCCUCCUCUUUUGGGUGCCUUCAGGAGAAAGAAAUGGAAAAUCAUAGAGCCUUCAGUAUGAGGCGGGGUGGAUGGAGGAAACGAGCUGGCGAUCAUGAUGGCUGGGGGACAUGGGGAGGGUACAUGUCUGCAAAGGUCAAGAAACUAGAGGACCAGUUCUGUGCAGAUGCAGUUAUUCAGCAGCAAAAGGAUGGAACUUCAACUGGUAUCUUUAGUGGAGUUGCCAUCUAUGUCAAUGGCUUUACAGAUCCUUCAGCUGAUGAAUUAAGGAGGCUAAUGAUGUUGCAUGGAGGCCAAUAUCAUGUGUACUAUUCCAGAUCCAAAACAACGCACAUCAUUGCCACCAAUCUUCCAAAUGCCAAAAUAAAAGAACUGAAAGGGGAAAAAGUGGUUCGGCCAGAAUGGAUCAUCGAAAGCAUAAAAGCUGGACAUCUCCUCUCCCAUGUUCCAUAUCAGCUUUAUACCAAGCAGUCCAGUGUUCAGAAAGGUCUCAACUUUAAUACCAUAUGCAAACCUGAAGAUGCCAUGCCAGGUCCUAGCAAUAUAGCUAAAGAGCUCAACAACAGGGUAAACCAUUUAAUAAAAAAGUGUGAGACUGAAAAUGACAUCAAAGGCAAUGGAAUUGAUAGCUGGAAUGAAGAGGAGGAGGAAGACAGUAAAGAUUUGGGAAUUGUAGAAUUGGAACAGGUCUUUCCUGUGAGGACACACAAUGGAGUUCAGCAUUACAGAGACAGCACUGCCAUUUUUAACGGACACACCCUCAAUUCUACCAGUGCCUUAAAGACACAGGAUUGCUUGGUGCCCUCUGGCAACAGUGUUGUAAGCAGGUUCUCUCCAGGCCCCCUGCAGGAGGAGGGGAAGACUGAAAAAGGCAUCAUUGACUUUAGAGACUGCACUAUGCAGCAGUUGCAGCAAAGCAACAAAAACACAGAUCUUUUAUGGAAUCCACAUAGGACUAUGAGUAAUUCAUUCUCAUCUUCAUCUUUGCACAGUAAUACUAAACUAAAUGGUGCUCACCACUCCACUGUUCAGGGGCCUUCAAGCACAAAAAGCACUUCUUCAGUACCUACUCCUAGCAAGGCAGCUUCAUCACCAGUGUCCAAACCUUCAGACUGCAAUUUUAUUUCUGACUUUUACUCUCGUUCAAGACUGCAUCACAUAUCCACAUGGAAGAGUGAAUUGACAGAGUUUGUCAACAACCUGCAGAGAAAAAACAAUGGUGUCUUUCCAGGAAGUGAAAAGUUAAAAAAAUUGAAAACAGGCAGGUCUGCACUUAAAACUGAUACAGGUAAUGUGUCUGUCUUGAAUUCAGCCAAGCCACAGAGCUGUAUAAUGCACGUGGAUAUGGAUUGCUUCUUUGUAUCCGUGGGUAUCCGAAAUAGGCCAGAUCUCAAAGGAAAACCAGUGGCUGUUACAAGUAACAGAGGUGCAGGAAGGGCAUCACUGCGUCCUGGUGCAAACCCACAGCUGGAAUGGCAAUAUUACCAGAACAAGAUACUGAAUGGCAAAACAGCAGAAAAUAGAGUUCCUGAUAAACUGGACUCAACCUGGGGCCAUCAAGAUUCUGCACAGAUGAAUGGAGCUGACUCAGAUCUCUCUGUUUUGUCAAUGGCUGAAAUUGCAUCUUGUAGUUAUGAAGCCAGACAAGCUGGUAUAAAGAAUGGAAUGUUUUUUGGCCAGGCAAAAAAGCUAUGUCCAAAUCUUCAAGCAGUUCCAUAUGAUUUUAAUGCGUACAAAGAAGUUGCACGGACAUUGUAUGAAAUGCUAGCAAGCUAUACUCAUAACAUCGAAGCAGUCAGUUGCGAUGAAGCUCUAGUAGAUAUCACUGAAAUCCUUACAGAGACCAGAUUGACUCCUGAUGAAUUUGCAAAUACUAUUCGCACCGAAAUCAAAGCCCAGACUAAAUGUGCUGCCUCUGUUGGGAUGGGUUCUAAUAUUCUGCUGGCCAGAAUGGCAACUCGUAAAGCAAAACCAGAUGGACAAUACUACUUAAAACCAGAAGAAGUAGAUGAUUUUAUCAGAGGUCAACUAGUCACCAGUCUUCCAGGAGUUGGUAGAACAAUGGAAUCAAAGUUGGCAUCUUUGGGAAUUAAAACUUGUGGAGAUCUACAGUAUGUUUCAAUGGCAAAACUCCAGAAAGAAUUUGGUCCAAAAACAGGACAAAUGCUCUACAGAUUCUGCCGUGGCUUGGAUGAUAGACCUGUUCGAACAGAAAAGGAAAGAAAAUCUGUUUCAGCAGAAAUAAACUAUGGUAUAAGAUUUACUCAGCCUAAAGAAGCGGAAGCUUUUCUCCUGAGUCUUUCAGAAGAAAUCCAACGUAGACUUGAAGCUGCUGGUAUGAAGGGUAAACGAUUAACUCUUAAAAUCAUGGUUAGAAAGGCUGGAGCCCCUGUAGAACCUGCAAAAUAUGGAGGCCAUGGUAUCUGUGAUAACAUUGCCAGGACUGUCACUCUUGACCAUGCGACAGACAGUGCAAAAGUAAUUGGGAAAGAAACUCUGAACAUGUUUCACACAAUGAAACUGAACAUAUCAGAUAUGCGAGGGGUUGGCAUUCAGGUGCAUCAAUUAGUUCCCAUCAAUAAAACCACUUCAGCUGUUUCCUCCAACUCAUCAGUACGAUCUGGACACUUACCUGGUGGAUCACAUUCAGUUCUUGAUCUUUUCCAUGUUCAGAAAGCUAAGAAAUGUUCAGAAGAAGAGCAUAAAGAGGUGUUUGUAGCUGCUAUGGAUCUUGAAAUAUCCUCUGCAUCAAGAACUUGCACUUUUCUGCCAUCUCGUACUAGCCAUGUGACAUCUGGUCUCAAUCCCAUUAUUAGCAAGGCCGACUCUGCAGUCAAAUGGAAUGGUUUACACUCUCCUCUCAGUGUAAAAUCAAGGCUUAAUUUAAGUAUUGAGGUUCCAUCACCUUCCCAGCUAGAUAAGUCUGUCUUGGAGGCACUGCCUCCUGAUCUUCGAGAACAAGUAGAGCAAAUAUACACCAUUCAACAAGGAGAGAUAUAUGGUGAUAGCAAGAAAGAGCCAAUAAAUGGGUGCAACACUGGACUUCUGCCCCAGCCAAUUGGAGCAGUUCUUCUACAAAUACCAGAACUCCAAGAACCAGACAGUGAUGUGGGAAUUAAUGUGAUUGCCCUGCCUGCAUUUUCUCAGGUGGAUCCUGAGGUUUUUGCUGCACUGCCUGCUGAGCUGCAGGCAGAACUCAAAGAUGCAUAUGAUCAAAGGCAAAAGCAGUCAGAAAACAUGAUUUAUCAGCAGCUGCCUGGCACCUUUGCAUCAAAGAAUCCUUUACUACAAUUGAAGCAAGCAACAGUAAAAACUAAGAAAAAAACCAGGAAAAAAAAUGCAGUCAGUCCUAUGAAAAAGAUUCAGAGCCCUUUGAAAAACAAACUCCUUGGUAGCCCUGCAAAAAACACAGUAGCCACUUCUGGAAGCCCACAGAAGCUAAUGGAUGGUUUCUUAAAACAGGAAGGUACAGUCACUGGUAAACCUCAGGUGGAACCCGUUCCAUCAACUUCAGAUAAUCCAGGGCCAUCAGAUUUAAAGACAAAACCAUCCGUCUCAUUUAGGUCACAGGCACCCAAUCUAGCUGGGGCUGUUGAAUUCAAUGAUGUAAAGACCUUGCUUAAAGAGUGGAUUACAACUAUUUCAGAUCCCAUGGAGGAAGACAUUCUUCAAGUUGUGAAGUACUGUACUGAUUUGAUAGAGGAAAAGGAUUUGGAACAGUUAGAUUUGGUCAUAAAAUACAUGAAAAGGUUAAUGCAGUCAUCUGUGGAAUCGGUUUGGAAUAUGGCAUUUGACUUCAUUCUCGACAACGUUCAGGUGGUUUUACAACAAACCUAUGGAAGCACAUUAAAAGUUAUCUGAACUUGUAGUAAAGAGCUUGGUGAGAGCCUGGUGCUCUCUGCUAGCUGUGCCAUAAGUGCUUGUGAGGUAUUUGCAAAGUGCAUGAUAGUUAAUGCCCUAAGUUUUUAUAAUUUUAAAUUUCUUUUUAAACAGAAAGUGUUUUUGUACAUUUCUUUUUAAAAAGUGCCAAAUUUGUCAGUAUUGCAUGUAAAUAAUUGUGUUAAAAUUCUUUUAUUGUAGUAUAGACUCUAUUUACAAAAUGUUUGUUUAUAAAGUUUUAUGGAUUUUUACAGUGAAGUGUUUACAGUUGUUUAAUAAAGAACUGUAUGUA
This is a messenger RNA of Alligator sinensis (Chinese alligator), 4556 nucleotides long. It is a transcript of the gene REV1, whose product is annotated as REV1, DNA directed polymerase. Bases 377 to 4246 code for a protein of 1289 amino acids. Gene Ontology annotation, biological process: error-free translesion synthesis; error-prone translesion synthesis. Gene Ontology annotation, molecular function: DNA-directed DNA polymerase activity; deoxycytidyl transferase activity; damaged DNA binding. The record is from RefSeq and is a predicted model, not a curated record. Gene Ontology annotation, cellular component: nucleus. The transcript has 25 exons. Lineage: Eukaryota; Metazoa; Chordata; Crocodylia; Alligatoridae.